CCACACACAGGAGGAUCAUGGGUAUCUCGGGUCUGCUUCAGUUCAUUAAAGAUGCCGCAGAGCCAGUGAAUGUGAAGAAAUACAGAGGACAGACUGUGGCUGUGGACACGUACUGUUGGCUCCACAAGGGUGCGUUCUCCUGUGCUGAGAAGCUGGCCAAAGGAGAACCCACUGACCAAUAUGUGUGGUACUGUAUGAAGUUUGUGGACAUGCUGCUAAACUUUGGAGUCAAACCCAUCCUGGUUUUUGAUGGACAAAAUCUGCCGUCAAAGAGAGAAGUGGAGAAGUCCCGUCGGGAGCGUCGUGAAUUAAACCUGCAGAAGGGAAAACAGCUGCUCAGAGAAGGAAAACUGUCUGAGGCCCGAGACUGUUUCAACCGCUGCGUCAACAUCACCCCAGCCAUGGCCCACAACCUCAUCAAGGCAGCACGUUCUCGUGGCGUGGACUGUGUGGUCGCUCCUUAUGAGGCGGACGCUCAGUUGGCGUUCCUCAGUAAAAGUGGUUUGGCUCAGGCCGUGAUCACAGAGGACUCGGACCUGCUUGCCUUCGGCUGCAAGAACGUGAUCCUUAAGAUGGACAAACAGGGGAAUGGUUUGGAGAUCGCUCAGAGUCAUUUGGGGAGAGUGAAGUCUUUGGGAAAUGUUUUCACGGAGGAGAAGUUCAGACACAUGUGCAUCCUGUCGGGCUGCGACUACCUCCCCUCGCUCCAUGGCAUCGGCCUCGGCAAAGCCUGCAAACUGCUGCGGCUGGCCAGGGACCCCGACAUACUCAAGGUGAUAAAGAAGAUGGGUCAGUACUUGAAGAUGGACCUGGUGGUUCCAGACUCCUACCUGGAAGGAUUCGUUCGGGCCAAUAACACGUUUCUGUAUCAGCUGGUGUUUGACCCGAGGAACAGACGAGUGGUGCCUCUGAACCCCUACCCUGAAAACAUCCAGCCACAAGAGCUCAGCUAUGCAGGACUACACAUUGGUGAUGAGAAAGGUCUGCAAAUGGCUUUGGGAAACCUGGAUCUCAACUCUCUAGCGAAGAUUGACAACUACAACCCCGACGCUCCACACGCACAGCCUACAAAACCUCGCAGUCGCAGUUGGAAAGACUCCCCGUCUCUCCCUUCCUCCAGCUCCAGUAUCUGGAGCAGAGGGUACUCCACAUCGCUCCCUACAUCCACCUCUGCUCCCAGCCCCUCCUGUCCUCCCUCUCCCUCUGCAGAGCCCAGAGCCUCCACUAGGGGGCAGCACAGGGUAGUGAGUGUGGCUCCUCUGAAGCUGCCCUGCAUCAAAAGGUCCAGAGAAGACUCUCCUCUGACCGACCAGGACAUGUUACUACAGUAUUCGUCCAAUGAUCAGAAGCGUCCCAGAUCUGAGCCUCCCUCCCUCCCCCCUCUCUCCUCCUCUUCCUCUUCUUCCUCUUCUUCCUCUUCUUCCUCUUCCACCUCUUCCACCAAACCUCAGGCUCCGCUCAAAACCAGAAACCGCUUUGCGACUUUACUGCAGAGACGAAACCAGGACUCAGAAGAGGAGGGGCUGGCCACAUGCAGCAGAGGACUUCAGCUGUUUCCACUGGUCUGGCUCGCACACAGAGCAGACUUCUUGUGGGCUCUCUGCACUCAAGAGGGUUCAGAUUUAAGAAGGAAAACGGCACAAAAACCUCACAGUCCAGUGAAACACAGAGCUGGAGAAGACCCAGAGGAGCUGUCAGACUCUCCUCUAUCUCAAGACAACGGAUACUUCUCCCAGUCUCAGCCCUCUGUCCCCUCUUCCUCCUGCUCCUCCUCCUCUCUCUGCUCUGACACACAGGGGCUUCUCUGCUCUAGGCUUAUUGAUUUGGACAAAGACAGUGAUGCAGACUUCAGUCUUACAGACAGAAAACCCAAUACUCCCACAUAUAAGACGGCAGGUGUAUCUCGUCCAAACCCAACUCAGACUCUUAAACCCAGAGCUCUGGGUCCGGCUCGGGUCAGCGGGCUCAAGAGGAAGUCCAGCUCCUCUAAACCCAGCUCUUCUAAGCCGCUGAACAAUGAGAACAGCCCCGUCCAGGCCACCAUCAGUGGACUGUGGAAGAACUUCGGAUUCACAAAAGAUUCUCCAAAGAUUUCCCACAAAGAGCCUCUGUCUCCAGUCAAAGACAACGUUGUAUCAUGACUGCACAGCGCCCCCUGUCUGUGAAACAUUUUAUUUCAUCAUACUGUGUAUGUGCUCAUCA
Molecule: messenger RNA, 2202 nt
Organism: Periophthalmus magnuspinnatus
Lineage: Eukaryota; Metazoa; Chordata; Actinopteri; Gobiiformes; Gobiidae
Gene: exo1
Product: exonuclease 1
Biological process (GO): DNA recombination; mismatch repair
Cellular component (GO): nucleus
Molecular function (GO): metal ion binding; DNA binding; 5'-3' DNA exonuclease activity
Source: RefSeq, a predicted model, not a curated record